ACGAGAUAAGGUCAAAUUGAAUUUAUUAAGUUUUAAAUUUAUAAGUUGUGGACACUAUUUCAACAUUAUAUCACACUCGAAAUAAAUAUAAUUCUUAUUAUGCUGUGUGGAAGUAAACCACAAUAUUUUGUAAAGUAUGGAAGGGAACUAAAUAAACCAUGAAAAUCCACGUUCAUUUCUUGGUUAUCAUUUGUUUGGGUUAUUCUAGUAGUUUGGUUGAAGAAUCUUCGGACACAUGUGAAAUAUCAUUUACGGAGGAACCGACGGGGGAUUUAUUUAAUGAAAUGGAAACACUGCAUUGGAUAAAACUCGAGAAGAUUACUUCAAGGGAUUUCACAUUCAAAUAUUCUGGUUAUGAUAUGAGUAUAGAAGAAGCAAUUGCCUUGGUAAAAGACAAGUUUAAAAAUCAGAUACAGAGUUUUGAUCGAGUUAAAGAGUAUUCAGUGCUUAAAAAAGUAUUGUUCAAGAAUCCUGGAGGGAUUAAUACAGAGGAAAUACAUGACAGUUACUAUGGAAUGGGUGUGGAAAAAGCAUGGCGGCGUGGCUUUAGCGGUCUCAACGUAAUUAUUGCCAUUACUGAUGUUGGUGUUAAUAUAAAUAUCACUGACCUCAAGAAAAACAUAAACGAGGACCUUUCAUACAACUAUAUCAAAGGAGAAACCGACGUGACACCAGAGUAUUUUCAUGAUUACGCCGAUUUACCAUAUCCAGAUCACGGUAACCGAUGUGCAAGUCUUAUUGCUGCAGAGAAAGGAAAUGGAAUUUGUAGCACUGGCAUUGCUUAUAAUGCCACAAUAGCUGUUGUGAAGAUAUUUGAAAUUCUCCAGACGGACAAGUCUGGUUCGUUUAAAACCAGGUCGAAUUCUACAGUGAUGGCAAAAUCAUUAUUGCAUAAGAUUGGUAUCGUUGACAUUUAUUCGAACUCUUGGGCAUUCGAAACACUCUUUGCUCGUAUGACUGGCUUACUGCGAUCAGCUUUGAAAAAAUGUGCAAAAGAGGGUCGACAUGGCCUUGGUGCCAUACUUGUUUUCCCUGCUGGACCAGAAAUAAAUGAACUGAUGAACAGUGAAUAUACAAUAACAGUUGGUGCAGUAGGUAAAAAUAGAACAAUUCCAACUGAUCAUGUUAUAACAUCAGCUGUUCUAACAUCGGGACUCCACGACGGAAAUAAUCUUACAGCUCAAAAUAUGGUAACCGCAACCAUCAAUGAUAGGUGCAGUACACAAUUCGCAGGGGUAUCUGCAGCAACAGCACAAGUAGCAGGCAUGAUUGCUCUAGCGCUUCAGGCAAACCCAAAUUUGACUCGCGAAGACGUGGAGGAUUUACUAGUAUAUUCAUCUGAUUAUGUUAUUCCAAAUGAUGAUAAAAGCAAUGGUAUAGAAAAUGCGGCAGGACUAAAAUUUCAUCCCGUAUUUGGCCCAGGUAUUUUGAAUGCAUCAAGACUUGUAACAAAUGCAAUAGAUAGGACAUUUCAUGUAGAAAUUGUGAAACACACUUUAAAAGCAUCAAACCUAGGCACUGACACUCGUACAGCUGUCUUUUGUCACGAGUGCGGAACUAAUAUAACCGAAAAUUCCACUUGCGUUGCUGUCAUCAAAAAAGCUAAAAUUGAAGUUGUCUACAUAUCAAGUGCCGAUCGUCUUACCAUGACAUUAAAAUCACCAAGUGGUACAACCUCAGUUUUACAGGACUUGUCUACAGAGAAGAUUAAUACAAAAGGGGAAAAAAGGAGACAAAUUCUAACUUCAGUUCAUUUUUGGGACGAAGUGGGUCAUGGUUUGUGGGUUUUCAAGUUGCAAUCAAAUGGACAAAAUGAUGCAAUCGUCAAUAUAUCUUUGACGCUAAUUGGAACAGCACAACAAGAAACAAAUUCUUCCAUUCCUAAUUCAAAGACAAAAAAAUGUGGAGACAAUUUUAACAACGCAACAACAGAAAAUCCUAACAUAAGAUACUCAAAUAAGAAUACGUAUUAUACAGUCAUCAUAUUUAGCGUUGUUCCUGCCAUUAUCUUGAUUUCAGUCAUCCUGGCAAUGAUAUACAGAAAACGAAUACAUAAAUGCUUGCGUUCUAAGCGCGGAAAAGGCAAACACAAAGACGAUGGUGAAUCAUCAAUUGCUUUAACCAAACUCCGCAAUAUCUCUAGUUAUCAUAAAUAUGAAUAUACUUUGACAGAUGCUUCCAACACUAUUUGUUGACACUAACAUGCAAAGAAGCAUUUAACAUUGCACUUAUCAUCAAAAUGCUUUGUUGAAUUAUUUUAUUAGGAAUUUGUGCUUUUUUGUGUUAAUUUAACGCAUUCAGGUUUGUCUUCUUUGUUCGUAUUGUAAAACAUUUAUUAGCAUUUCCAAAAAUGCUAGGAAUCGACGUUCAGCCGGGUAUUUGACUUUUUUUUCGUAAAAAAGACCCUUCCUGGUCAAAAGAGCCAAUGUUUCUUCUUUUAAGAGAAACAUAUCAUAUGUUGUUAACCACAAAAGAGCCUACACACGGAUUUCGAGUUUCGUACAUAAAGACAAUUGUUAAAUUCUAUAUACAUGUAUAGGGAUCCCGACAAAAAAAAGCGAAUGGCGUACCCCGUAGAUGCCCCUUUUUGAGGUCUUUUGUAUUUAAUUUUAUGUUAUCAUGUGGUAUUAAAUUAUCCAUUUUGAUUGGCUGAGGGCAGGUGGUGUACGUGUAUAAAUAGUCAAAUCUUGUUAAUUAUAUAUGUCGCCGGCACUAACAAUUUAAAGGCGGAACAAUAUAUUUGACUUCUGUUAUGAUUCAUUUUACAAAGGCUGGAAUUAUGAUUUGCAGUUUUAUAUCAUUCUUUCUGUUUUUCGUAAUAUUGCAUAACUCCUAAAUUAAUGCGUUAUCAAUGCAUAUUGAUUAUCAAAAAAUACAUUUUAAAACAUUACAGAUUAUAUCAGCAUAACUAGAAGCUCUUGAAAAAACAUAAACUGAUAAAAUAGGCAAAGUGUUUUUAAUUUUUUUGUCUAAUUGACCCAAACACAAAAAUAGUGAUUACAUUAAUAGUAAAUCUAUGAGAGGUUUUCGGAGAAUAAUGGAUUUACAACUUAUGCACGUUUUUUCAUGAAAUAAAAGCAUC
Molecule: messenger RNA, 3082 nt
Organism: Ruditapes philippinarum (Manila clam)
Lineage: Eukaryota; Metazoa; Mollusca; Bivalvia; Venerida; Veneridae
Product: neuroendocrine convertase 1-like
Exons: 14
Coding region: 159-2195 (678 amino acids)
Biological process (GO): protein processing
Cellular component (GO): Golgi membrane; trans-Golgi network
Molecular function (GO): serine-type endopeptidase activity
Source: RefSeq, a predicted model, not a curated record